Messenger RNA from Gopherus evgoodei (Goodes thornscrub tortoise), 11013 nucleotides. RefSeq names its product transient receptor potential cation channel subfamily M member 7 (gene TRPM7). Gene Ontology annotation, biological process: calcium ion transport; protein phosphorylation; monoatomic cation homeostasis. The transcript has 40 exons. Bases 1468 to 7092 code for a protein of 1874 amino acids. Gene Ontology annotation, molecular function: ATP binding; protein serine/threonine kinase activity; calcium channel activity. Gene Ontology annotation, cellular component: membrane. The record is from RefSeq and is a predicted model, not a curated record. Lineage: Eukaryota; Metazoa; Chordata; Testudines; Testudinidae.
AAAUUAAUGGCAUAGAUUCCAAAGUGUGUUAGUUUUAUUUUUUGUCUUUAAGACAAGAUUCCUGCCCUGAGGAGUUUACAACACAAAUGGGACAGGGCUUAUUACUGACAAAAGCGAUCAGUUCCAACUACACGUUUUUCUGCAAAUUUUGUCCAACACACAUGACAUAUACUUUAACAUGGUGUUAAUGAUGAAUUCUCUCCCUUAUCCAAGCAUAUGGGUGUAACCUGCAGGGAAAGCUUCAGUGAUUACUAGAUUUUUUUUAAACAUAAUUUAAAUAAGUUGAAUACCAUAGCUCACUUUUGAAAUACAUCAACUGUACUGUGUUUUAUGAACUUCUGGGUGCAUAUUAGUGACUGUUUUUUAUGAAGGCACUUGAAUCAACAUUGAGAAACACAGCCGUUAGGGCAUGAUUCUUUGAUGUACUGACCGCUUCCUUGAGGUACUAAACACCCUCAUUUCUCAGCAACUUCAAUAGAGUUGAGAACAGCUACUUUCUGCAUGCCACUGAUGCUUCAAGGCAUCAGCCCUAAAACUUCUCACCCAUUCCCCAAAGCUAGUACUGUUUUUGCAUGAAAAAUCUUAAACAUUUUAAGAGAUAGGCAUUGUAGGCCCCCAGCAGGAACAGAGUUAAGCUACUUGCCUUUGAAUAAUAUGGUUCCAGUUAAACUGGUUUCUAACAGACUUUGAGAAGGGCCUACUGUUGCCAUGUUGAAGAACUGGCAAAUCCCUGUGCUAGCUUUGAAAGCUUCUUUUUAGUUUUAAAAUGCUUCUUUGAGACCCAGCUAUCCUGUAUUGGGUAAGUUAAGUUGCUAAGGCUGAUGCAAGACAUUUCCUCACUCCAGCAGCUGAGAGCUAGCCUCUCAGUCCUUGCUCCUGGGGAAACAUGGGACCUGAAAUCUGAUCUUUCCAAGAGCAGAGUAAGGAACAAGCCUGCUGGACUGUCUCUGUAGGUUUUUUCCCUCAAUGAAAGAGCUCGCUACAGCUGGCUUUAGGCACCUGCACUAACCAGGGGAACUUCUGCAGGCCAAGCAAUGUCAAUUCUGGGGGAUGGAACAGCUGAUCUGUUAAGUAUCUCUUAUUCUGUUAUGAGUCCUCAUCCCAUACACAGCAGCGAAUAACUGUGCACAACACACUCAGAUCAGCAUGCCACAAUCAGGUGCUGGGAUCUGUCCUCUCUACUGGAAAACCCCUCUUGGUAGUGAAGAUAAGAGGUGGGCUACGAUCCUCCAUUUUAUGCCAAUUCGCUGUGACCCUCGCUGUAAGGGCCACGCCACCCCAGCCCUGGAGCUGGGCCGAGGCGGCUGCCUGGGCACAUCUCCAGCUGUCUCCGCGGCGCGCACAGAAUAACCUUUUCCGUCUUGGAGCCCGAGGCGCGUCUUUCAAAUGACCCCCAGUCUAGUCCCAAAGCCCGCGCUGCCCAGUGGAAAUUAGCGACGUUGGCUGCGAGCGCCAGGGGAGCGAGUCAUGCGGCACGGCAGCCUCCCAGCGGCGCAGAUUUGCUGCAGCAGCGUUUCCCUCAUGUCCCAGAAAUCCUGGAUAGAAAACACUUUCACCAAGAGGGAAUGUGUGUAUAUUAUACCAAGUUCAAAGGAUCCUCACAGAUGCCUUCCAGGAUGUCAGAUUUGUCAACAACUUGUCAGGUGCUGCUGUGGUCGCUUGGUCAGGCAACAUGCUUGCUUUACUGCAAGUCUUGCCAUGAAAUAUACAGAUGUCAAACUGAGUGAAAAUUUUAAUCAAGAAAUAGAAGAUUGGUCAGUGGAAAAACACACAGAACAGAGUUCAACUGAUGCUUAUGGUGUCAUUAACUUUCAAGGUGGCUCUCAUUCGUGCAGAGCAAAGUAUGUGCGAUUGUCAUAUGACACUAAGCCUGAAGCCAUUCUACAACUUCUUCUUAAAGAAUGGCAAAUGGAGCUGCCCAGACUUGUUAUCUCUGUACAUGGGGGGAUGCAGAAAUUUGAACUUCAUCCACGCAUCAAACAAUUGCUUGGCAAAGGUCUUAUUAAAGCUGCAGUAACAACAGGUGCCUGGAUUAUAACUGGAGGAGUGAACACUGGUGUUGCAAAACAUGUUGGUGAUGCCCUGAGAGAACAUGCUUCCAGAUCAUCUCGAAAGAUUUGCACUAUUGGGAUAGCUCCAUGGGGAGUGAUUGAAAACAGAAAUGACCUUGUUGGAAGAGAUGUUGUUGCUCCAUAUCAAACUCUGUUAAACCCUCUAAGUAAACUAAAUGUCCUAAAUAAUCUCCAUUCCCAUUUCAUACUGGUGGAUGAUGGAACAGUUGGAAAGUAUGGAGCAGAAGUUAACUUGCGAAGAGAACUGGAAAAAACUAUCAAUUUGCAGCGGAUCCAUGCAAGAAUUGGCCAGGGUGUCCCUGUGGUAGCACUGAUAUUUGAAGGUGGUCCCAAUGUUAUCCUCACAGUUUUGGAAUACCUUCAAGAAAGUCCUCCUGUGCCAGUAGUAGUAUGUGAGGGAACUGGGAGAGCAGCAGACAUACUGGCAUAUGUUCAUAAGCAAACAGAAGAGGGAGGAAAUAUUCCUGAUGGAGCAGAACCUGAAAUCAUUUCAACCAUCAAAAAAACAUUUAACUUCGGUCAGAGUGAGGCAGUUCAUCUGUUUCAGACGUUGUUGGAAUGCAUGAAAAAAAAAGAACUUAUUACCGUAUUCCAUAUUGGGUCAGAUGAACAUCAAGAUAUUGAUGUUGCAAUACUUACAGCACUGCUAAAAGGUACAAAUGCUUCUGCAUUUGACCAGCUUGUCCUUACACUGGCGUGGGACCGAGUUGAUAUUGCCAAAAAUCAUGUUUUUGUUUAUGGACAACAAUGGCUGGUUGGAUCCCUGGAACAGGCUAUGUUAGAUGCCCUUGUGAUGGAUCGAGUUGCAUUUGUGAAACUUCUUAUUGAAAAUGGAGUAAGCAUGCACAAAUUCCUUACAAUUCCCAGGCUGGAAGAGCUUUACAACACAAAACAAGGCCCAACUAACCCAACACUCUUUCACCUUGUUCGGGAUGUCAAACAGGGAAACCUUCCUCCAGGAUAUAAAAUCAACCUGAUUGAUGUAGGGCUUGUUAUUGAAUAUUUGAUGGGAGGAACCUACAGAUGCACCUAUACGCGAAAACGCUUUAGAGUCAUAUACAACAGUCUCAGUGGGAACAGUCGGCGGUCUGGGCGUAAUCCGUCAAAUAAUACUCCUCAACUGCGUAAAAGCCAUGAGCCUUUUGGGAACAGAGCAGAUAAAAAAGAGAAAAUGCGACAUAAUCAUUUCAUCAAAACUGCACAGCCUUACAAACCAAAGAUUGAUACAAGUGCAGAAGAAGGAAAAAAGAAAAGAACCAAAGAUGAAGUUGUAGACAUUGAUGAUCCUGAAACUAGACGCUUUCCUUAUCCUCUUAAUGAACUCUUACUUUGGGCAGUGUUAAUGAAAAGACAGAAAAUGGCCCUCUUCUUCUGGCAGCAUGGUGAAGAGUCUAUGGCUAAAGCCUUAGUUGCCUGCAAGGUGUAUCGUUCAAUGGCACAUGAGGCAAAACAAAGUGACCUUGUUGAUGAUACCUCAGAAGAACUGAAACAGUACUCCAAUGAGUUUGGACAACUUGCUGUUGAACUGCUAGAACAGUCCUUCCGACAAGAUGAAACCAUGGCUAUGAAGUUAUUAACAUAUGAGCUGAAGAACUGGAGUAAUUCAACCUGUCUUAAGCUAGCAGUGUCUUCAAGACUCCGCCCAUUCGUAGCUCAUACUUGUACACAGAUGUUGUUGUCUGAUAUGUGGAUGGGAAGACUAAACAUGAGGAAGAAUUCAUGGUACAAGGUGAUACUGAGCAUCUUACUACCCCCUGCCAUACUAAUGCUGGAAUAUAAAACCAAGGCAGAAAUGUCCCAUAUUCCGCAAUCUCAAGAUGCACACCAGAUGACAAUGGAAGAUAGUGAAAAUAACUUCCAGAAUACAGCAGAAGAGAUACCUAUGGAAGUAUUUAAAGAAGUAAGGGUCUUGGAUAGUACUGAAGGAAAACAUGACAUGGAGAUGCCAACAAAACCUAAGCGACUUCCAAUUACACGAAAGUUUUAUGCAUUCUAUCAUGCGCCAAUUGUGAAGUUCUGGUUCAAUACGUUGGCAUACUUAGGAUUUCUGAUGCUUUACACAUUUGUAGUCCUUGUAAAAAUGGAAGAAAUACCAUCAGUUCAAGAAUGGAUUGUUAUAGCUUAUAUUUUUACGUCAGCUAUUGAGAAGAUUCGUGAGAUCUUUAUGUCAGAGGCUGGGAAAAUUAAUCAGAAGAUUAAAGUGUGGUUCAAUGAUUACUUCAAUAUCAGUGAUACAAUUGCCAUUGUUACUUUCUUCAUUGGGUUUGCACUAAGAUUUGGAGCAAAAGGGAACUUUGAUGACAAUACUUACAAAGAAAAUUAUGUUUUUGUUGCUGGAAGAAUAACAUACUGUCUAAAUAUUAUAUUUUGGUAUGUGAGAUUACUGGAUAUUCUAGCUGUAAAUCAACAGGCUGGCCCUUAUGUCAUGAUGAUUGGCAAAAUGGUGGCCAACAUGUUCUACAUUGUAGUGAUUAUGGCACUUGUACUGCUUAGUUUUGGUGUUCCCAGGAAGGCAAUACUCUAUCCUAAUGAAGCACCAUCUUGGACUCUUGCUAGAGAUAUUGUGUUUCAUCCAUACUGGAUGAUUUUUGGUGAAGUUUAUGCAUAUGAAAUUGAUGUAUGUGAAAAUGAUUCAUCAGUUAGCCGUCUCUGUGGACCUGGAACAUGGCUGACCCCAUUUCUUCAAGCUGUGUACCUCUUUGUACAGUACAUUAUUAUGGUUAAUCUCCUUAUUGCAUUUUUCAACAAUGUGUAUUUACAAGUAAAGGCAAUUUCAAACAUCGUAUGGAAGUAUCAGCGCUAUCAUUUCAUUAUGGCCUACCAUGAAAAACCUGUCCUGCCUCCACCUCUUAUUAUUCUUAGUCAUAUGGCUUCCUUAUGUUGUUGUAUCUGUAAAAGAAGAAAGAAAGACAAGACUUCAGAUGGACCAAAACUCUUCCUAACAGAAGAAGACCAAAAGAAACUUCAUGACUUUGAAGAGUUGUGUGUUGAGAUGUAUUUCAAUGAAAAAGAUGAUAAAUUCCACUCUGGAAGUGAAGAGAGAAUUCGAGUCACAUUUGAACGGGUUGAACAAAUGUGCAUUCAGAUAAAAGAAGUUGGUGAUCGAGUCAACUACAUCAAACGGUCAUUGAACUCUUUAGAUUCUCAGAUUGGCCACCUACAAGAUCUCUCUGCUCUCACUGUGGAUACUCUAAAAACACUAACUGCACAAAAAGCUUCAGAAGCUAGCAAAGUCCAUAAUGAAAUUACCCGGGAGUUAAGCAUUUCAAAACAUUUGACACAAAACCUUAUUGAUGAUGGUUCUCUGAGAUCUUCAGUAUGGAAAAAACACAACAUUGGAAAUGCGUUUGGUGGUUCUUUUCCACAAGGAGACCUCGAGAGUAGUAAUGCUUUAUUAUGUAACAUUUCUAUGCACAGUGAAAGAGAUAUUCAACAUAAGACAAUUGGUCAGGAUUUAGCUUCAGUUGGCAGGAGGGAAGAACUAAGCUUUCAAGAGGCAGGUUCUUCAGGCAGUGCCUUUUUUCCAAGUGCUGUUUCUCCUCAGGAACUUCGACAAAGAUUACAGGGUUCAGAGAUCUCAAAAUCCAUUAAUAAAAAUAAAAAAUUAGGCAAUUCAUCGAACAGCAUGCCACGACUAACAUCCCCAACAGCUAAAUUGUUUGUUAGCACUCCAUCUCAGCCGAGUUGCAGAAGUCAGUUGGAAUCUACAGCAAACAAUGAAGCAGCAAUUUUGUCUAAGGCUACAGAAGGAGAUAGUAACGUAGAAUUUGGUGCAUUUGUGGGUCACAGAGACAGCAUGGAGUUACAACAAUUUAAGGAGUCAGCGAUUAAAAUUAAAGAAAAAAAUGCUAAUAUGGAGGAGCAACAAGAGGACUUUAAGAAAGCUAUUCUGGAGGGCAUGGAGUUGACCAAACAUGAGACUGGUCUUCAAGCUGAUGGCAACCUAAGACAGGUUAACUCUUGUGAUGGAUUUACAGAAUAUCACAAAAACUCUUUGGCAGUUCAUUCAGAACAAUUUCACAACAAAAGUAGAAGAGCAUCAGCUGAAGAUACUCAGCAAGUAGACUCUAAGGCUGCAUUGCUUACGGAUUGGUUACAAGGUAGACCUUCAAGUAGCAAUCAAAUGCCUUCUGAAGAAGAUACCUUGAAUGGUAUUGCUUCUCCUUUCAAACCGAGCAUGGACACCACUUACUACUACUCAGCUGUGGAAAGGAAUAACUUGAUGAGAUUAUCACAGAGCAUUCCAUUCACUCCUGUGCCUCCAAGAGGUGAGCCAGUCACUGUGUAUCGCCUUGAAGAAAGUUCUCCCAACAUCUUGAACAACAGCAUGUCUUCCUGGUCACAGCUAGGACUCUGUGCUAAAAUUGAAUUUUUAAGUAAAGAGGAGAUGGGAGGUGGAUUACGUCGAGCCGUUAAAGUAGCAUGCACGUGGUCAGAAUAUGAUAUCCUGAAAUCAGGACAUCUUUAUAUCAUCAAAUCUUUUCUUCCUGAAGUUGUGAAUACUUGGUCAAGCAUUUACAACGAGGAGACAGUGUUGCACCUCUGUUUGAGAGAAAUUCAACAGCAGAGGGCAGCACAGAAGCUCACGUUUGCUUUCAAUCAAAUGAAGCCUAAAUCCAUUCCAUAUUCUCCAAGGUUCCUGGAAGUUUUCCUGUUAUAUUGCCACUCAGCUGGACAGUGGUUUGCAGUUGAGGAGUGCAUGACUGGAGAAUUUAGAAAAUACAACAAUAACAACGGUGAUGAAAUAAUUCCAACUAACAUGCUAGAAGAGGUCAUGCUAGCAUUCAGCCACUGGACUUAUGAAUAUACAAGAGGAGAGUUGCUGGUACUUGACCUGCAAGGUGUAGGUGAAAAUUUGACAGAUCCGUCUGUGAUAAAAGCUGGAGAAAAAAGGUCUUAUGAUAUGGUGUUUGGUCCUGCCAACUUAGGAGAAGAUGCAAUCAAAAACUUCAGAGCUAAGCACCAUUGCAAUUCUUGCUGCAGGAAACUUAAACUUCCUGAAAACUACGAUCCCUGGUGAGGAAAUCUUAUCUGCACAGUUCACAUAAGGAUCAUUCUAAAAAUAAGAAAAUAGAUUGCAACAGGGUUGUAAAACUUCCUCCUGCCUCUCCACCCCCAAUAUAGUGAUGUGAGGUGCUUUGUGCCAACCACUACACUGCAUGGCAGUCCAAACUCUGAGUUCAAAUCCUGCCCAUCCUGCAAUGGACUGAUCCCCAUAAAGAAUGGGCACAGCCAAUGCUCCUCCUAUCUAGGAGGGAGCCAUAUCCUGGAUAAGUGCUUUGUGUUUAAGUUUUUCUCUGCCAGUACGCAAAAGUUCAGGUAUGUUAGGCUCAAAGUACAUCUACUGUAGUGAUCCAUGUGGAUCACUUCACACCCAAAGGUGAUAGUUAUGACUAGAGCAAGACCAGAUAAAUGAGUAUUGACCAGUAAUCCCUCAAGCUCCAGAAUCAGGCAGUGGAAAGAAGGUGAUGAGUACAUGAGCAGAGUCAGCACCAUCAAUGCUGACCACCUUAACAUCAGCAAAGUCACCAGUGCACAAGAUCUUGGUGUCAGUAAUCUCGGCACCAGCCCCUUCAAUGUCAGCAGUUCAGCACUGAUUACCUUGGCACCAUAGACCUGAUGCAAAUAACUCCAGCUCCUGUACAGACUCACCUACCCACAGACGACAAAGCCAGCAUUUGCACCACCCCAUAAAGAGGACACCAAUUUAUAUAGUCAGUCCAAACAUAAGCAUAGGUCCAAGACUGCAGGUAGCUCCUGGAGGACGGAUUUGAGACAUCACUCCUCAAAACACAAAGCCCCUUGGCAUUUGGGCAGAACAAUAGUCUCAUUACUGACUGAGCUGAGCAAGAAACUCAGAUAUGUUGUAGAACCAUCCAUAUCACCCCUAGCAACAUUGCCAUUACCAAAAAGGUGGAUUGAUAUCAGCCCUUCCACAAGGAGAUACUUUGCUCCUCCCUAUCACUAAAAUACUACUUGUUGCUAGCAUUGAGUAUCAGUGUGGGAGUGUCACCGGGCUUGCCAGCCUCAACCAGGUUAAUACACAUAUGGCAUGCUACUAUGGCCAUAUUGACCUUACUGGGGACCAUCCUCCCAUCUGUUGAGUAGCAGGUCAUCCUCCCACAUGUCUAGAAAAAAAUUGUGCAGCUUCACUGGCAAGACCACUUGUACUGAACUGGAUGUGGGCCAACAGGAACAGGAGUCAAUAGAGGGACAACUCCAGUCUCUUCCCAGGGAAUCCUUCUCAUCACUGGAGGAGACUGAACAAAUAUAUAUAUUUCCUUAAAUUCAGGAUGGUAAUGCUUGCCUCCAUCAUUCCAUAUCUGCAAGCUCAAGAUUGGCUUGUGGCUCUCAAGAUUCAUAUUUCCACACAGCCAUCCAUCUGGCCGACAGAGAGUAUCUAGGAUUCAUAGUGGGACCCAGCUAUUGCCAGUACAAGAUACUGACAUCUGGACUUUCCAUGGCACAAAGAAUCUUCACAAAAUGCCUAGAGUUGGUAGCAGAACACUUAUUUUAUUUUAUUUUAUUUUUUAAGGCAUUCAUUUUUAUCAUUACCUGGACAAUUCGUUCAUCAGGGCAGAUCCCAGCAGGAGGCUGCAAAUUUCACCCUUUCCCUGUUCACCCAAUUAGGCUUCCUAGUGAACUACAAAAAAUAGUGUCUCAUCCCAUCACAGAUGAUAGAGUUCGGAGCCCUGAUUGACUCCCAUUCAGCAAGAGUGUUCUUCCCAAAGACAGGUUCCUGUUGAUGCAGUUGCUAGUGUGUGAGAUAGACUUGAGCCUAACUAUGAUGGUAUGGAUGUGUCUGGAGCUGCGAGGCCAUAUGUUGGUGUGCACAUAUGUGACACUUCUUGCCAGAUUUUACCUGCAACCGUUCCAAUUCAGUUUGUUCUCCAACAAGAUACCAGAUGAACAAGAAAGUGGUGGUCCCACCUCAUGUCACAGUACUGAGCUGGUGAAAGAAACCUGGAAAUGUGUGUGGAGGGGUACUGUUCUCUAGCCCCUCCAUAACAAAGACCUUAAUAACAGACACAUCAGGAACAGGCUGGGGAGUCCACCUGGAUCACUUGCAAAUGCAAGAGAUUUAGGCCCCAGAGGAUAUGGGGCUUCACAUCUAUGCCCUGGAACUCAGAGCCAUCAGUCUAGUCUGUGUGGCCUUCAAAACUCUUCAGUGCAGAUCCUGACAAACACCUCCACAAUGCACUACAUGAACAGGCAAAGAAGUGCACGUGCAUCUACCCUCUGCCUAGAAGCCAUCGAACUAAUGGACGUUGUGCCACGAACGUGGAAUAACCCUGAUUGUCCUUCACCUCCAGAAUGUCAUCAACAACCUUAGCAGAUUUCCUGAGCAAACAGUCACCACUCAUGAGGGGUCGUUGCAGAAAUCCAUCAUAAAACUAAUAUUUCUACAUUGGAGGAUAUUGGUAAUAGAUCUGUUGAUCACCAAUAUCAGUACCAAGUGCAAGAGCUUUUGAUCCAGAGCAGUUCUGAAUCUAGGUUGUUACUGGUGCCUGCCUUCUUCCAGUGGGCUCAAGGCCUUCUGUGUACCUUUUCACAAAUUUCUCAGGGUGAUUUCCAAAAUCAAAGGAGAUAGAAUCAUGAUCAUUCUUGUAGCUGUGUAUUGGCCGAGACAGUUUUGGUUGACAGACCUACUACAAAUGUGCACCCAGCCUCCAACCCAACUCCCAGACUAUCCAGACCUGAUCUCACAAUACCAUAGUCAGAUACUCUAUCCAGACAUGAAGUUGCUGCACCUAUGUGGCUAUUUGGGUGGCUGAGUAACAUGGACAUAGAUAGCUUGCUCCCUGCAGGUCCAGGAAAUCUUAGUACAGAGCAGGAAUACAUCUUCCAGAAGAAUGUAUUAAUCUAAAUGCAAGCAGUUCUUGAAAAGAGUAUCCCAACAUGGUCUGGAUCUGAUCCAGGCCUAGAUACCACAUAUUCUCAACUGCCUAUUUCAGCUCUCUUAAGGUCUGCCUCACAACAGCCUCAGCUUGCCAUCUGCCUUUACAGUCAUGUUCAGUCUUUGCUCCCCACAAUAUCAGUUUCUCAAAGGACUAUUGCAUGUUUACCCGCCAGUCAGAGAACCUACUGCUGCCAGGGACCUCAGUCUGGUCCUCCUGAAACUAAUGGAACCUCCGUUCAAACUUGUGUUCGACUGCUCUCAGCAUCACUUACACUGAAGACAGGCUUUCUAGUGACUAUUACUUCAGCCAAGAGAGUGAGUUUCAGGCACCUAUGGCUGAGCCUCCCUAUAUUAAAUUCAGUAGGAACAUGGUGGACCUCACCUAUAGUUCAUUUGGAAGAUAAUGUCAGAAUUUCAUCUAAACCAAGUGGAUUAGCUUGCCUGUCUUCAUGAAGUCACACUCUGGACUGAAGAAAAGAAAUUACAGACUAGAUGUAUCCAAGACUUUGAAUGAUUUGGUGCUAUCAAUGUAAUAAAGCAGACUGUUUCACUGUCUAUUUUAUAGCCAUGGCUGGGCAUUCCUAAAGGUGAAGCCAUUUCUCAGAAGACAUUGAAAUGGGUAAUGCAAUAUAUUUUGUUGUGUUAAUAAUUGGCAAGGCUCACUCCACUAGAACUCAGGAAACAUCCUCUGCCUCCCUCAGAAAUGUGUCACAUUCUUGAGAUCAGCAAGGUAGUGGUGUUGUGGAGUAGCCAACUGAACUCUGUCAAGCAUUAUUCAUUAGAUUUAGCUGCCAGAUCUGAUGUUAAUUUGAGAUAGUAGUCCUACAGUCAUCAUUCAGCUGAUGCAGCUGAAACUUCUCAUUCCCACCAUUCUGAAGAGAUGCUGCUUGUUGGUCUCCUACACUGACACAUACUCAAAGAAUCAGCAUGGAUUCCGUGACCUGCCCGUCAUCUAUGCUUUUUGCAGUCCCCUGGUACCCCAGGCUUUGAAUUAUGAGAGAACUGAGGCAGGGUCAUGGCUGACCCAUCCUUUUUGCCCUU